This is a messenger RNA of Fusarium odoratissimum NRRL 54006, 513 nucleotides long. RefSeq lists its product as uncharacterized. The record is from RefSeq and is a predicted model, not a curated record. Lineage: Eukaryota; Fungi; Ascomycota; Sordariomycetes; Hypocreales; Nectriaceae. Bases 1 to 513 code for a protein of 170 amino acids. The transcript has 3 exons.
AUGCUCCGCCGUCGAAUGCUACAAGCGGUCAUUCAGAACCCACCUGCAUUCUGGCUCCACGAGUUUACAUUGCGAAGGCGAAUUCACGAAGUUGGAUGGAGUACCGACCAGAUUCAGAUCCCAGGAGAUGAGAAUCCAGCGCAUAUUCUUCAAGGCUUCUUACAACGCCCAGGUGAUGUCGACAUUGGGCGAUUCUUAGGCUUGGUUCAGCCGCAGCGGUUCGUGGGAACAAUGCUUGACCACGGAAUUGAGGAUCAUCUUUUUCCUGGACUGAGUCUUGCCGUCGAGAGGCGGAGGAAGAAGAAGAAGAAGAAGGAUACAGACAGCAACAAGAAGAAUCACGAUAGGACAUUGAAGAUUGUUAGUAGGAGGAAGAAGAAGAAGAAGAAGAAGAAGAAGAAGAAGAAGAAGAAGAAGAAGAAGAAGAAGAAGAAGAAGAAGAAGAAGAAGUUGAAAAGGGUAUCCAUAGAUGUGUCAAUAACUACUAAUGUGUUAUGUUUUGUUGAGGGUUAG